Molecule: messenger RNA, 4081 nt
Organism: Vicia villosa (hairy vetch)
Lineage: Eukaryota; Viridiplantae; Streptophyta; Magnoliopsida; Fabales; Fabaceae
Exons: 3
Coding region: 2310-3719 (469 amino acids)
Source: RefSeq, a predicted model, not a curated record
UUUCCAUGUUAGAUUUAAUAUUUUGUAACAUAGUGUAGUUCUAAUUCUUAGUUGAAAAUGUCAUAAAAAAACAAUUAAUCUUGUUAGGUUUUGUUUAAGAUUUUAAUCUUGUAUAGGAUUUAAUUAGAACUUAAUCGUUAGUAUUUUCUAUAGUGUGCUUCCUUGUUAUUACUGAUUUGGUUGUUGAGAUGUGCAAGGUACUUCGAGAGAGCCUUUGAUUGCGAUUCGACUUACUCCGUGUUCCACUUUAUUUGUGGGACACGAAUUCGCUUUCGAUGCGACUUGAUUUGCAUCGUGUUCCACUUUAUUUGUGGGACACGAACUUAUUUCCGAUGUGAUUCACCUAAUCUCUCACUCGUUGAGAUGUAUAUUCUUGCGAUGUCUGUACUGAGUUUCUCUUGCAGGUUUAUUGCGUGGUUAUACUCGACGCGUACCACUUGUCGUGCGUGAUUUAUUUUCACGACGAUGCUUUCUGACUAUGCUUGAUGCUGGCUUACGCGAUAUUCCUGGAUUCUUUGCUUACGCUUGCUAGCUCAUUGCGGAUUUGCUAUCCGUUCGGUACCGCUCCUUGUCCCUUUUACUCUUUCGCGUACCAUAUCUUGCCAUGAGAAGUAGGGUAGGCAUGCAGCAUCAUAUUUGCCAUGAGAAGUAGGACCUAGGCAUUCAUCUGGCCAAGCCCUCGAAAGAGGCUCUGUUUUUGUUUGUUUAUUGUUUUCAGUUUAUUUCCAGGUAUUUUCUCGUUCAACCGUCUCGGAGGACUUUCCCCGUGGACGGUAGCUUCGGAGGACUUUCCCCGUUAGCUAGAACGUUUAUUUCCAGUCAUUUGUUUGUUCAGCCGUCUCGGAGGACUUUCCCCGUGGACGGUGGCUUCGGAGGACUUUCCCCGUUAGCUAGAACGUUUAUUUCCAGUUAUUGUCUUGUUCACCCGUCUCGGAGGACUUUCCCCGUGGACGGUGUUGCACCCCAAAAUUUGCCCUCUUUAUUUGAGCUAUAAGUUAAUAAUGACGUUUAUUUCGUCAUUCAAAAAUUGAAGAAAAAUAAUAAAGAGUUUUCAUGGGUUUAAGAAGAUAAGGUGUGAAGAAUGGUUUAAACGGUGGAAAUACGAGAAAAUUCAUAAGUCCUAUCUGGAAGAUGAUAUGAGCUGAGUUCCCGCGUGACCCCGAAUGUUUCGACGAUAUCUAUAACUUUUGUGUUCGGCUCAAAAGCCAAUUCUUUGAGGGAGGUUGUCAGAUUUAUAAAUUUAUGGAGAUUUCACAGUAAAAAAUGGUGCUGAACCGCAGGUUUUCGGACAAUAAAAAAUUCAUAUCUCACAAUCCGUUCGUCUGAUUCACUCGAAAAUUUAACUGGAGCUCCAUACCAUCAUUACCAAGAUUUCAUAUGUUCGGACCGAAGGCCAAUUAUGCACGGAAAAUUCCCAGAAUUUUAAGGAUCGUCGUGUUGUUUCGGUAAAAAGUGUGUUUUCGAGUAUGUCGCGCCGAGUUCGAAAAUUCAUAACUCCCUCGAUUUUUAUCGUAUGAAGUCCAUUCCGGAGGAAUUCUCUCGGAAAUUUCAUUAGCUUCGAUUCUUCGUCACACGUGCUUGUUCAGGUUUUGAGCCGAGGAUGGGGUUUUAUCUGCACAGUCGUACCAAAUGAAUCGGCGUUUCUCGUCAUUCAAACGGGCGUAUUUUCUUCAUCGCUUAUCGGAUUGAGGUGAUUCUCGCGGCGACGAGUCAAUAAUUUGGUCAUCUUCACAGUGGCAUUGGUUUCGUUCCGGAAUUUAGAGCCGAACCGAAUUUCCUUAAAAACGAGCCAAAAUAAGACGCACCGAGGGCAAUUCGGACAUUUCGCGUUGACAAUAUAUAAACAUUUUUCUCUUCACAAAUCAAAGGGGGACUCUGAUAACUUCCAUUCACCCAAAAAUCCAAAAAACUCUAUUCUUAAUUUUUCUCUCAAUUCUCCAAAAUCAAAACUCACAAAAAUUAUCCAAACUCAUCAAUUGUCAUAAUGAAUCUCAUGAGAACUCAAGAACAUUGAAGAUCACGAAGGAUCAAUACUCUAUCUCUUUCUCUUGCGAUCUCUCUCACUCGUGAUAGUCCUCCGCGAAGAGCCUUCCGUCGCCGCUGCAAGACCACCGCUCGCUGCCUCUCUUUGUCACCAAUUCGUCGGCAACUUUGCUUCUCCAAUCGCAAAUUCCAGCCGCGGAUAGUCUCCUUCAGUCAUCUUUAAUUUCACUUCGCUCGCUCGCGGGAUCCUAGUUUACUUGCUCUUUUCGCUUUAGUUUACGGAUCAUCAUCCGUUUGGGACAUUCAGGAGUUCAUUCGAGCUAAAGAUGGACACUCCCAUUGAUACCGUCAAGGAAGCAAAGAGACAUAUGCACACCUACAGCUUCUUCCGAGAGCCGUUGACCACCUUAGAGGGUUUGAGUUCAUUAAUGACUGCUUUUUGCUUGAAGAAUUUCAUAGACAAUUAUGGGAAUAUUUUGACUUUGUUGGAAACCGUGGUUGAUACUCCUGCUUUUCAAACUUUGAUGCAAUUGUAUGAUCCUGAAAUGAGGUGUUUCACGUUCCAGGAUUACCAGUUGGCUCCGACAUUGGAAGAGUACUCUAUUAUUCUUAAUCUCAAGGUAAAAAACGAAGUGCCAUUCAUCGACAUUCCUAAAGAGGUGAAUUUCAAGUUGAUUGCUGGUGCUCUUUAUCUGAGCAUAAAAGAAGUAUCUGAUAAUUGGAAGUCGAAUGGAGGUGUCUCAGGGUUCUCUUUGAAAUUCUUAGUGAGAAAAGCUAAAGAGGAAUUUGAGAAAAAGAAUUGGAAUGCGUACAAUGCCUUACUCGCUGUGGCCAUUUAUGGGAUUGUGAUGUUCCCGAAUGUUCCCAAUUUUGUAGACUCGGCUGCAGUGCACAUCUUCAUGGGAAAGAAUCCUGUUCCUACAUUGUUGGCCGAUACUUAUUAUGCCGUUCAUUCCCGAUUUGAGAAAAGUGGUGGUGCCAUCACUUGUUGCCUUCAGUUGUUGUUCAUCUGGUUCCUCUCUUUGUUGCCCAGCAAAGGACCUUUUGUGAAGACAAGAGAUACACUCAAGUGGACUCACAUGAUUAUGUCACUUACUUCUUACGAUAUUCAGUGGCAAAGGUGCCGAAUCAACGUUUCUGAGGUGAUAAUUGGAUGCGGUGAGUUCGACAAUGUUCCCUUGAUUGGUACUAGAGGUUGCAUCAAUUACAAUCCCGUGGUAUCCUUGCGUCAGUUGGGGUAUACUUUGAAGGACAAACCGGCGGAUCAUUUGAUAGCGGAGACGGUCUAUUUUGAGAAGGGGUCGGAUCCAGAGAAAUUGGAGAGGAUAAUUGUGGCUUGGAAGAAGAUCCGUAAGCAUUAUGGAGCCCAUUUAGGGAAGAAAGAAUCGCUUGCUCUGACACUGUAUGUUAAGUGGAUUGAAAAGCGAGUCGAAAGUUUGUUGCUGCCAUACGACAGAGUUGCACCACUUCAAAAGCAACCUCCUUUGAUUUUAUCUGAGUUUGUGCCGACGGAACUUUAUAAGAAUGCUUUGGCUACUAACUACAGGUUGCACGAAAGAGAGCAAGAGACCAAUUUGAAGUUCUUUGAAGAGAGAGACGCAAAGAUGAGGUUGAUGCACCAGCUCAAGCAAGUCGAAGGCGCAAGUUCAAGUCAAGCCAGUACCCGGAGGCGUCCCUACGAGUUGCUAGAGGAAGAUUUGCAUCGCAAGCAGCAGGAGUGUUUACAGUUACAGUGAUCAGAGAAUAGUCUCAAGAGGCAGAAGAGGGAUUUAGAUAAACAGAUAGCGGAAGAGAAGGCUAAGUCUGCUCGACUUGAAGAAGAAUUGACAAGACUCCGAGCCCAGCGGAGAGGAGAUGGAGGAGCUCAUUCUGUUACCAGGCGAUCCUAGUGUCGCUGUGGAGUGGAUUUGUUUGAUCUAUGAUGGUUGAUUUGAUGUUUAUGCUUGAUAUUUAUUGCCCAUGUCCAGGAUUGUUGGAUGGGGUCGCAUUAUGGAUGUUCUGGAUUUCUUUUGUAUGCCUUAUGAGCACAUUGUAACACGGUUAUGUGUUUUAUUUGUAUGAACUCAAAUUCUCAGUUAUGUUUGAAUGAAGUAUGCUC